AUGUGGAAGUCAUGGAGUAUUGAUCUGCUCUUGUGGAUACACAAAAUCAAAAGCACAAAAUAUCGAAAAAAAUAUCGUUCCUCAAAUUUCUGCUACCGCCCGCUUAGCUGUACAAUGAUAACAAAGAAAACCUCUGAGGAGCAUUCGGGCCUGCGAACGGCGCUUUUCGAACCGAAUGGUGCAGGCGAACCUCCUCGGCGUCCCUCGGAGACACCUUCCGUUCUUGCAAAGCUGAACAUCACCUUAGGAGAAGUCAUCGGAAAUGGGGCGUUUUCGUGUGUAAAGAAAGGCCGUGCACUGGGGUUCAAGGAUGUGGCGGUUAAAAUUAUCUCGAAAAAUGCGGCCACGCAGAACGUGCUGGUCAAGUUUAUGCCACGUGAGUUAGGAAUCAUCAAAACGCUACGGCACAAAAAUAUCAUCGUUUACUACGAGUAUGUCGAGACGACCAUGCGGUAUUACAUCGUGAUGCAGUACGCGGAAAGGGGAUCGUUGCUGGAGCUGCUAAAGAAGGAGAGCAAACUCGAUGAGGGCCGCGCUUGGCGAUACUUCCAUCAGCUAAUCAGUGCGGUCAAGUACAUCCACUCCAUUGGCAUCGUGCACCGGGACAUCAAGUGUGAAAAUAUCGUGUUUGAUGCACGCGACAGACUGAAGCUGAUCGAUUUCGGAUUCGCCUGCCACGUGAAUACGAUGGCCGACGGAAGCGUGGAAAUGAUAAUGCCGACGAUGUCGAAGACAUUCUGCGGAAGCCACGCGUAUGCUAGUCCGGAAAUCUUACGUUUCGAACCGUACGAUCCGGUACCGUCAGACGUUUGGGCGUGCGGAGUUGUGCUCUUCUCGAUGGUGUGCGGAAAGCUACCGUUCACCAAUGCCAAGGUGGUAACGGUGUUGCUUAAGAUUAUGAGCGAAGGUCCCCGGUAUCCAAAGGACGCGAAUGUAAGCGAUAAAUUGAAGGAUUUGCUGGGCGAAAUUUUCAAACCCGUCAAAGAACGUAUUACCGUUGCGGUAAUUCGGAAAAACAGCUGGGUUCGUACCAUACCGGCCACUGUAACGAAUAACUCCGUAAAGCGCGUAGAAAAUGCUGCCGCUGAUAAGGAGCGCACUGACCAACCGCCGGAGAAACGCUUCAAACUAGACUAUCUUCUGUAGCGGCUCUGCUAACUUGUGUCCCAAAUUAUUUUUGAGGGUGUUUAAUCGUAAAAAAUAGAAAAUACAAUAGUAUUAUUAAUUUGAAUUUCUAUUUCUAUCAGUAAUGAUAGAGAUGAUUAAAUUCUAAAUUCAAUAACCGUCAGACGGAUCCCCUCCCAUCUUCGUUACGUUGAUCAGUGAUGGAAGGAUAUCACAACGCGUGAAUCGUCCUUGAACGUGCCAUUGAAACU
This is a messenger RNA of Anopheles aquasalis, 1376 nucleotides long. Its product is annotated as testis-specific serine/threonine-protein kinase 3. The record is from RefSeq and is a predicted model, not a curated record. NCBI's taxonomy places the organism in Eukaryota, Metazoa, Arthropoda, Insecta, Diptera, Culicidae. Gene Ontology annotation, cellular component: cytoplasm. Gene Ontology annotation, biological process: protein phosphorylation; intracellular signal transduction. Gene Ontology annotation, molecular function: protein serine/threonine kinase activity; ATP binding.